Messenger RNA from Prorocentrum cordatum, 1344 nucleotides. Lineage: Eukaryota; Dinophyceae; Prorocentrales; Prorocentraceae. The record is from the annotation of a GenBank genome assembly.
AUGCACCGACUGAUCAGGGAGCUUGUUCUGACACCGACAACGGAGCUGCAGAUACAUAUGGGGAUGAUUGUGCUGCAUACACGGGAUUUCCAUCAUGGUGUACCUUCUAUCCACGUGGCGGAUAACGAUGACGAUUUCACAGCGGAAGACAUGUGCUGCGCGUGUGACGGGGGACUGACGCAGUGCAAGAGCCACGAAGAAUGCGACGGUGACGGUGGUGGCAUGUUCUGCAGCGCCCAGACCGGUCGCUGUGAGGAGUGCAGCAUUUGCUUCUAUUGUGGGCACGGAGUCGACAACACGUGCGGCUGUUGCGGCGAUCAUUACCCUUUGUUUGAAGGUACAUGCAAUGGGACUUUGUCCUGCCUCUCAACGCACUUGUGCGUUGACGACCAAGGCGCUGUUGAUCUUUAUGGGUACGUCUGCGAUGACUACGGUAAGUGGAUUGCUUGUGGCGAGGGUGACGACACGGACUUUACCGCCAGCCUCAUGUGUUGUGCUUGCCGUGGCGGCGUCGCUGAUUCUGCGUCCGAGGGUGCUGAGCUGCUCGGGAGCCCGUUCUGGCUCACGACGUUUUCCUCAGUUUCUGACAACAACUUUAUUGGUCAGGCCGGCUUCUCCUUCACCAACUACUUCGGCGUUUUGCAAAUCACAGCUUUGGGCCGCCCAUUGCCUCUGACAGCCUCGACGCGCGUGACGUUGUGGGAUUCGAGGACCGAGCAGGCUUUGGCGUUCGCGGAAGUAGGGCCGCAUUCUAUCACACAUAAUGGCUACGCAUUGGAGGUUUUGUCGCCCCCAGUGACCAUUUGGCCUGGUGAGUACCGCAUUUCGCAGUGGUGCUUUAUCGGCAUGGAUCCCUGGCCAUUCGACACAACUACAGAGACAGUCAAUGCAGCUACGGCGUUGACGGAAAUGCUGUCAUUCCACGGCGGGGUCGUUUCAGACUACGAGACCUCUGGCUACCCGUACCUAACUACCGGUGACGGUUAUAUGGCUGGAAUGUUGCAGAUGUACUUGUCGGAGGCCCCGUCGAAUGUGCAGACGUUCAGGUUCACAGGGGGCGAGCAGUACUACGAAACGCUGGGCUACACACAGUUCCUGAUGUACAUCUACGGCGCUGGCGGUGGAAAUCAGGCUCAAUCAGGCGCGGCAGGUGGGUCGGGAGGCUACGCGCAAGCCACCGUCACUGUCCCGCCCGGCAUCCAGCGCCUGAGUGUCGUUGUCGGGGAGGCCGGUUUGGAUGGCGGCUCGGCCUGCCCCUCCUACGCCUACGGUGGCGGCGGGACUGGCGGCUGCGACGGGAACAGUGGCGGCGGAGCUGGGGGCGGCCGACAGGGCCCUGGGUGA